UAAUAAAGGUUAUUUAAAUCCAAUAUGGCGGCGCCUACAGUGCAAUCGUGAGCCAGGAAAACAGGUCGUUUACAACGGUUUUUAAGGCUGGUUGGGAUGUUUUCUUUAACACGGACUGGCGUAUUCUGUUAUUGCGAGCACAGCGCGGAAAUAAAGGAGUAGGAAAUACAACGACGCAAUCAUGCGGGUGUCCGUGCGAAGGCUGGCGCUGUAUCCCCUGUUUGCAGCCCAAAGGAGCGGAGCCCUCCAGAGUCCAUUUCUGCACCAAAUUUCACCCAGGAGUCGCACCCUGUUCAGUGAGACGGGCGUGUGGGAGAAGGACUAUCGAACAGAGACCAGACGCAAAGUGGAAGGAUGGUGGCACCCGCGAAUUAUGGCGCAGUGGCGGAAGGAUGCAGUGGAGGAGAGUCCCCACAAGAAGAAGUUUUAUGUCCUCUCUAUGUUUCCUUACCCAUCAGGGCGACUGCAUAUGGGCCACGUGCGAGUGUAUACCAUCAGUGACACCAUUGGUCAUUUCCAAAAAAUGAGAGGGCAUCAGGUCUUAAAUCCAAUGGGCUGGGAUGCCUUUGGACUUCCAGCUGAGAAUGCAGCCAUAGAGAGGGGGCUUGACCCAGAAGACUGGACUAAAAGUAACAUACAGUCUAUGCGGGAGCAGCUGGACACUCUCGGGCUUUGCUUCAACUGGGACCGGGAAGUGACCACUUGCCUCCCAGACUACUACAGGUGGACGCAGUAUAUAUUUAUCAAGCUCUUUGAAGCGGGACUGGCAUACCAAAAAGAGGCUGUGGUGAACUGGGACCCUGUUGAUCAGACGGUGCUGGCUGAUGAACAGGUGGAUGAAAAUGGGCACUCCUGGAGGUCUGGAGCUCUGGUGGAGCAGAAGCUACUCACACAAUGGUUCAUCAAGACUACAAACUAUGCCAAGCCCCUCCUGGACGCCCUGCAGGACCUUCCAGAGUGGUACGGGGUCAAAGCCAUGCAGGCAAACUGGAUUGGAGAGUGCACGGGAUGCUACUUCGACUUCAAACUGAAGGUGAAUGGGAAUGAAACAGGAGAGACCCUGUCAGCCUACAGCUCCUCCCCGGAGACGGUGUACGGAGCUGCUUACCUGGCCAUCCUGCCCUCCCACAGACUGCUGCACGGCAGUAGCUCAGUGCGCUCCGCUCUGCAGGAAGCCUUUCAGCCAGGCAGAGACUCCCUGACAGACAUCACCGCUCACAACCUGUUCACCGGCCGUGAGAUUCCCCUGGUCAUCUCACACAAGGAGACUUUUGAUGACUAUCUGGAUACGGUGGUUGGUGUCCCGGACUGUAAUGAAGAGCAUCUGUCUGUAGCUAGAGCUCUGAAUCUGAGUUGGGCAUCAGUGCUGAAAACUCGUGAAGAUGGGACACAAACCCUCAUCAACUCUGAGGAGUUCUCAGGCCUUACCAGAGAGCAAGCCUUUAACUCUAUUACCCAGAAGGCCAAAGAACAGAAGGUUGGAGGCUACCUAACCAGCUCCAAGCUCAGAGAUUGGUUGAUAUCCAGACAGCGAUACUGGGGCACACCCAUCCCUGUGGUGCACUGUGGGUCAUGCGGUCCGGUCGCAGUCCCUGAGGAGGAGUUACCAGUUACUCUGCCAAAGCUGCCAUCGAUUACAGGAAAAGGGGCGUCGCCUCUAGAAGCGGCACAUGACUGGGUCAACUGCAAAUGUCCCAGAUGCAAGGGCCCAGCGAGAAGGGAAACUGACACCAUGGACACAUUUGUGGACUCGGCCUGGUAUUAUUUUAGAUACACAGACCCUCACAAUGCAUACAGGCCUUUUGAGCGCCACUUGGCAGACCACUGGCUUCCUGUGGACGUGUACAUCGGAGGGAAGGAACACGCUGUUAUGCACUUGUACUAUGCUCGCUUCCUCUGUCAUUUCUGCAAGGAUCAGGGUCUUGUGGCUCACAGGGAACCUUUUCGGAAGCUCCUGGUCCAGGGUCUGAUCAAGGGCCAGACGUUUAAGCUUGCAGGCAGUGGCCAGUACCUAAAGAGAGAAGAAAUAAACUUCACAGAUAAGGAGCCAGUGGCUCUGAGUGGCGGUCGCGUUGAGGUGACGUGGGAGAAGAUGAGCAAGUCCAAACACAACGGGCUGGACCCCCAAGACGUGGUGCAGCAGUACGGCGUGGACACAGUACGACUAUACAUCCUCUAUGCGGCACCGCCUGAACAGGACAUCCUGUGGAAUGCUAAGACCGAUGCUCUUGCUGGCGUUCUGCGAUGGCAGUCUCGACUGUGGCAGCUGGUGACCAAGCUGAGAGCAGCACGGCAGCUCGGAGAUGUCCCCAACCCCAGGCUGCUGAAAAAGAAAGAGCUCGCGGAGGCCAAAAAGAUCUGGGAGAACAAGAACUACGCAAUUCAAGAGGUGACGACUCACUUCACAGAGGACUUCCUGUUCAACGCAGCCAUAUCUCGCCUAAUGGGACUCACUAACACACUGAGCAGUGCAACAGUCAGGCUGUUGCAACACAGCGUGGAGUUUGAGGAAGCUCUGGCUGCCCUGGUUAUGAUGACAGCACCCAUGGCCCCUCACUUAGCUUCUGAGCUUUGGGCAGGUCUUUGCCAGGUGAAACACCCCCUCAGCCCCAUCCUCCAGCAUGAAGGGGAUGUCCUGCAGCAGUCCUGGCCGACUGUGGACCCAGAGUAUCUGGAGGUCCCUGACUUUGUGGAAUUGUCUGUACUGAUAAACAACAAGUCCUGUGGCAUGGUGACCGUCCCUGUGCAGGUGUCCAAAGAUACCAGUCGGGUACAGCAGCUGGUUCUGGAGAGCCCCGUCGGACAGAAGUUUCUGAGCGAACGCAGCAUAAAGAGAGCCAUCUUGUCUCCCAGGACUGCUCUCAUCAACUUCCUGGUUGAUGAGUGACACUGGAUUGUUCACCACUGCUUUUGAGACAGACAAAAGAGGUGGACUUUUUAAAAAUCUAUUUAAGAAAACCUGAAAGGCUGAACGUCAGUUCAGAUAAAAAUUGAAUGAUAUCAAUGUGAAUAUCUAUAUAGGCAUUUUAUUUAUGUUUUCUAUUUUAAUAAAAGAGCAACUGCAGGUUUCCAGUCUCUUUAAUGCAGCACCUAUCUUUUCUAAAUCAGACUCCCAAUUAUUCAGGACCUCAGCUCCACCCAAAGACCACUUUAGAUUCCAGUCAUUGUUCACAUUCUCUACCUUAAGCAUCGCACUCACAGCUUCACACCUCUCAAUCUACCAAUGCACGUCUCAGCCAAGUCAUGCAGCUGUGCCUUAUCAGCACUUGUGUGCACCUCCGAGCCUGUUUUUGGGCUGCACAGACAUAGACUGCUAUUUGGCUACUGGAUGCGGUGCUGCGUGAACCCUGGCCAGCUGGAGUUAACUGAAGGGCCUCACGCGGUCAGGGGAUUUUUAACCUUGCCACCGCAUCAUUUGUUCUGUCCCUCAUGGCCAACUAUGCCUAUUCAUGGGCUCUGUGUCUUGACGUUAGACCAACAUGACUCAGCCCUUAGCGCUGUCCUGGCAGAGCGCACACACCAGAGGCACUGAAAUGUAUCUGUGAACACGCCUACUGGCCUAUCUGGAAUGAGUAUGAGUAAGCAGUCACUUGAUAUGUAAAACAAUUUCCCCCUCGUCAAGUUAUUGUGCCCACACCUCCGAUUAGUUGAGUUUUUUAAAGCUAUAUGGGUAAUAGUUAAGGACAUGCUUUUAAUUUGAUAGGAAUCAUAUUGGCCAGCUUGCAGCUGAUAAAAUCAUGGCUUGCUGUAUAUAUUGUUUUUAGUUACUCAUGCUGAAUUUUUAAAAUGUGCAGACGCACAAAAAAAAAUGUUUCUUACUGACCCCCUCAAUCCCUUUCCCAUAUUUUGGUGCUAUCUCUCAGCAUUAGGUGACAGGAAGAGGCUCACAAGAGAGACAGAAUAACAGGAAGUGAAACCAGGAAUUAGAGGAGGGGAGUAAAGAACUUUAACUCUGUUCGUUGUUUUUCUCAUUGUCUUAGAUUUACACAAUGGCUUGAUGCCGUCGCAACCGAAAACAAAGCGAGACAAAGAAACGGAGGAAUUUACCUUCUCUGUGCUCAUCUCUGUGUCACACAUUCAAACUGUCUGUUUUAAAAUAGGCAUUACAACCAGAAGGAGUUUGUUUUUAAACCCCUGAUCUCUUCCUUUUUUGCAGCUCUUUUCACACCUUCAUUUACUUUUCUCACUGGUAACAGCAACUAAUAAGCAUGGCUGAACUUCAGGUGGCCUCAAAAAUGGGCCCUGAGUUGCUGUUUCAUUAAAGAGAGCAACAGUGUAACUGUUGUUUAGAGCAGUCUAAGUGACAUGAUAGAAAAUCCUUCCUGGACUAAAGUUAGCCCCUUUGAAUAAAUUUGAUCUGAACUGCAGUGAUGCAUUCAGUUUGUCACUUUCAGCUCAUGGCAUCAUUUAACACUUUUUAUCAUCUCUGCAGUUUCCAUGACGACGAGGAUCAUUGAAAAGGCAACAAUAAUCCACUGUGACUCACUUUCUCUUCAGAUCGCAGUCAUACCCUUUCUUACACAAGACAUGUACAGCAUGGAUUGUCUUUGAUGAGAUGAACUAAAUCACUCCUCUGCCUCUUGAGAAAUUCUGCUGUUGAGGCGGAUGAGGGUGGAGCACACAGCGGCGCAGUCCCGAUCACCCUCCAUUGCAGCAGUCGAGUCCCUGGACUGGGGCUGUGUGUUCCCACAGGGGGAUGUUGUAAUGCCACAGCUCAUUAUCUUGCAGGAUGACCUCAAGGCUGGAAAAGUAGUCAUCUGUGGGUACUCUUUGCUUACACAAUGAGCUCACACAGAGUUUCAUUAGUUCCUUAAUUGUAUUUGAAACGAAACUCUUGGGUAGUGUGUGAUUAUACACUUAACUGCCACACCUUAAUUUAUUAAUUUGCAAUACUGUGCAAAAGUUUUAAGUCACCCUUCAUUUACUUAUAUUUUAAAUCUGAAAUAGGUGCAGUGAUUUACUGAAAGAUGUUAGAAAAUAGAUCGAAAUGGAGUAUGAAGGGCAAAAACUGAGUUGGUACUAUUCUGAUGAGUCUGAAAGACAAUACUUAGUAUGGUCGUCUUUAUUCUUCAACACAACCUAAACUCUCUUGCCGUUUCUUUAAGUAGUCUUCAGGAAUAGUUCUACAGGCUUCUUGGAGGACAUUCAAAGUUCUUUGGAUGUUUGCUGCUUUUUUUCUGUUCUCUAUCAGGAUGAUCUCACACUGCUUCAAUAAUGUUGCGAUCUGGGUUCUGGGGUGGCCAGUCCAUGGCUGAUGGGGUUCCAUUGUGUGUAUCUAGAUACGCUUUUACUGCACUGGAAGUGUUUGGGAUUAUUAUCAAGCUAAAAAAUGAAACCAUGGCCAAUCAGUUGCUUUCCAUAUGGUAUUCCAUGGUGGAUCAGAAUCACAAUUCCAUUUUGACAAGAUUCCCAACACAGCUGGCUGAAAUCCAGCCCCAAAACCAGGACACUUUGACGAGACCACUGUGUUUUACAGACGUUUGUAGACACUCUGUUGCACAUCUUCCCUGAGCUCCUCGCUACAUACUGAUGACAAUUUGAACCACAAUUUUCAAAUUUGGAUUCAUCACUCCAUCAGACCUGUUGUCACUGAUUUUUCAGUCCAGUUCUUGAGUAAUUUGGGAUACCUCAGCCUUUUCAUCUUGUUCACCUUCCUUAAGAAUUGCUUCCUGACAGCCACCCUUCCACUGAGACCAUUUCUCAUGAAAUUUCAGUGAACAGUCGAAUCAACUGAAGGGUCAGUUGCUGUAGAUAGUUUGCUUGAAUGAUUUCACAGGUCAGUAUUGAGUGGCUUAAACAAACAAAACAAAAAGAAAACAUUCAUCUGAAAAAGGUCAGGUACAAGGACUGGACUAAAAAUGAAAAGACUUUUAGAAAGCCUGGAGAAAUACUGCUCAAGACCACUUAAAAAAUGACACAGUCUGGCUGCUUGGAAGCAAAAUGUAAAGAAAUAAGGAGUGGUUUAAGACGAUCCACUCUAGAUUAUGUUUGUCUUUUAUGAAUUUAAUAUAUUUACUGUGCCGGCUAUAUCCCUCUCUGUGCAGAGGAACACUUUCUAAGGUGUUUUGUUUUGUAUUGAAAGGAUCCAUGUAUAAUCUUAGUACAAACACCGAUGUCCUCACUGUAAAGCCAUCCAAGGCUGUAUCAUAAAGCAUUGGCCAGUGUUCAUUCUUCCUUUGCUGUUCUUUCAUCCAUCUUUACAUGCAGGUUUUUCAAACAUAUCUAUUUAUUCCACCUAUUUCCAUCUAACCAGUCAAACUGUUGUGUCUUGUCACGUAGAGUUGUUACUGCUAAUGCUUCAAAGUAAAAGCCAACAAUUUCACAAACUGCAUCUGCUUUUAUGGAAGUGUUAAUGCCUUACAACAACAAAAAAGACUUCUGAGCAUUAGUUUAAGAAUAUAUGGCAUUAUCUGCUGUGCAGAUUUCAUUAACUGCUACAAUUUCAUUGCUUGUUUACAAAAUGCCUUGGCACAUAUCCUUAUAAAAGAGUAACAACAGAGCUUUGGAUUCCUGGAAAUAAUAGUGCUAUUUAAAAAAAAAAGAAAAAAAAAAAGGUUAACUGUUGACACUGUCCCGUCUAAGAUCUUAUGUAACCAUGAACAUGUAGGAAGUCUGAAACCUGGCUUUUUUUGUUUGUUUGUUUGUUUAUAUCCUAUUUUUCUCUUUUAAUGAGGCUCUAAUGACACAAUUACCAUAACGGGUGAAAUAAAAUGAGCUCAUGUUUUCCAGAGUUAUUGUCACCACAUGCUUGGAUUUUCCCCAUAGAUAUUUAGCAAAGUAAAUGCAGAACACAGCAACACUACACACAAUAUUCAAAAUAUAUAGUUUUUAAUUUACGUCAGUCUGGAGAUAUAAUUUUGUCACUUUUAUGAUGCUUUCUCAAAUGUUUAGUUUAUUACGUUUUGUACAAGACAUCCAGGGUUCAAAUCCAGGACACUCACUGCAAUUUCAUGUCAGAGUGCCAUGCUAACAACAUUUUGGAUAUAAAAAUUUGGACAUAUUCAUUAAUGUCCCAUGCUGCAACUGCAUCUUUAUUUGAAAUAAAUAAUAUUUUAUAAC
Haplochromis burtoni (Burton's mouthbrooder) is the source of this 7059-nucleotide messenger RNA. It is a transcript of the gene lars2, whose product is annotated as leucyl-tRNA synthetase 2, mitochondrial. The record is from RefSeq and is a predicted model, not a curated record. Gene Ontology annotation, biological process: leucyl-tRNA aminoacylation; mitochondrial translation. Gene Ontology annotation, cellular component: mitochondrion. Bases 182 to 2887 code for a protein of 901 amino acids. NCBI's taxonomy places the organism in Eukaryota, Metazoa, Chordata, Actinopteri, Cichliformes, Cichlidae. Gene Ontology annotation, molecular function: aminoacyl-tRNA deacylase activity; ATP binding; leucine-tRNA ligase activity. The transcript has 21 exons.